This is a messenger RNA of Diplodia corticola, 630 nucleotides long. RefSeq names its product mitochondrial 54s ribosomal protein 8. The transcript is spliced from 2 exons. Gene Ontology annotation, biological process: translation. Gene Ontology annotation, molecular function: structural constituent of ribosome. Lineage: Eukaryota; Fungi; Ascomycota; Dothideomycetes; Botryosphaeriales; Botryosphaeriaceae. Bases 1 to 630 code for a protein of 209 amino acids. Gene Ontology annotation, cellular component: ribosome; mitochondrial large ribosomal subunit. The record is from RefSeq and is a predicted model, not a curated record.
AUGGCAGGCGGAGCUGCCAAGUAUAGACACCUGUCUCGGAAGAGCUCGCAUAGGCAAGCCCUGCUCCGCAACCUGGUGACUUCGUUAUUCGAGCACGAGAGCAUCCAGACGACAUGGCACAAGGCGAAGGAGGCGCAAAGAUUGGCGGACAAGCUCAUUACCCUGGGCAAGAAGAACACUGAGAACAGCAGGAGAAAAGCAUGGGAGGUCUUCUACCGCCCCGUCGAGCUCGUUCCCAAGCUGUUCGGCCCCCUGCGCGAGCGCUACGCCACGCGGCCCGGCGGCUACACGCGCGUGGUGCGCAUCGAGCCGCUCAAGGAAGACCAGGCGGCGUCGGCCAUCCUUGAGCUCGUCGACUCCCCCAAGGACAUCCGCUUCGCCAUGAUGGCCAAGGUCGUCGCCCGCCAGCGCGCCGAGAACCUGCGCGAGACCCCCAUCACCCGCGCCAACCUGAAGAAGGUCCUGCAGUUCCGCGGCGACAAGGGCAAGGAGGAGAUGGAGGAGAUGAUCGACCGCUUCGACAGGCUGACGGCCGAGGGCAAGGAGGUCAAGACGGUCUACCAGAAGCCCGUCUACCCCGACCCGUUGCAUCCGACCAAGGGCAAGAAGGGAUCGGUGUACAAGUACUAA